Messenger RNA from Myxocyprinus asiaticus (Chinese sucker), 1500 nucleotides. RefSeq names its product RING finger protein 122-like. Bases 249 to 791 code for a protein of 180 amino acids. The transcript has 6 exons. NCBI's taxonomy places the organism in Eukaryota, Metazoa, Chordata, Actinopteri, Cypriniformes, Catostomidae. The record is from RefSeq and is a predicted model, not a curated record.
GGGAGGGACUAUAAUUCGCUCUGGUUUGGUUGUCAAUGGAUGUCAAAAUCUUUGUGUCCUCGGAGCCACGACACACAAACAAAUGUAAAACGAAGGACGUUUUUUCUGCAUUGGACAUAAACGGAAGUGGAUGGCUCCGAUGUUUUGAAUGUGUCAACCGCGUGACCGAUGAAACGGGAACAACUUAACAUUUCCGUAAAGACGUGUGAGGAGGAUUGUUUUUAGUCAAAUGAAUCCAGAUGUGGUGAAUGAGAGACCGAGAGCAUCAUUUCUCUGUUCAUAAACACACAUCCGUUCAUAUAAAGGAAACUAACGGGUGGCUUGAUGCACCCAUUCCAGUGGUGCAACGGGUAUGCAAACUUGAGCACAACUGUAUCUACUCCAAUAAGACCUGCACUAUGCCAUCAGUUACCUUCCAGGAUCUGCCUCUCAAUAUCUAUAUGGUUAUCUUCAGCACGGGCAUCUUUGUCUUCGUACUCAGCCUCAUAUUCUGCUGCUAUUUCAUAAGUAAAUUGAGACAACAAGCCCAGAGUGAACGCUUUGGAUACAGAGAGGUAAUCUUAAAAGGAGACCCUAAGAAGCUAAAUCUUCAUGGGACAUGUGCUGUGUGCUUGGAGGACUUUAAGGUGAAAGAUGAGCUGGGAGUGUUGCCAUGCCAACAUGCUUUUCACAGGAGGUGUGUGGUGAAGUGGCUGGAGGUGCGCUGUGUCUGUCCCAUGUGUAAUAAACCCCUCUCUGGAUCCUCCGAGCAGCACCAGAGCAUAGGCACAUUACUGGAUGAGUUGGUGUAGCACUGGACGCUUCUGGAAAAGGGACAAGACUGGCAUCAGACGUUGUGUGUGCUCCACCUCUCUGGGGUUUUUUACAGACAUGGACAGCCUGACUGUACUUCUCUGCAAUUCUAUGAUCGGAUUGUGACUCUAACCUUAUUUAAAGUCAGGUUAAACCUUUAGCUUGAAGAUGAACUUAACAGGCAAGUUUUCUCAAUCCAAGAGUAAGCAUAACCUUUUCUAAAACAUUCUGUCAUUGAAGAUUCUUAAAUGAAGACACUUUUAGACACUUUAGAAAACAAGCCUAUCAUCUCCCAAGUUAAUUUAUCAUUGAAUGCCAAUAGUAAAACUGAAUGGCACUUAACAGCAUUCCAGCACCUGAACAUCUGAACGCUGCAAUGGAGAUAUACAGCAGCAAAGUGCACUGGGCCCAAAGAACUUUUUCACAGUGGUGUGUGUAUGUCAGAGAGAGUGUGUGUGUUUUGUACAGUAACCAUUUGUAGUGGUAGAUGUCUAGUCCAUUAUGGAAUUUAUGUGAACAACUCAUCGACGGUCUUACGAGAUUUUGAGCAAACAGUCCCACCGUUUCUGGACACUGAGAAAUGGACUGCCGGUGAAAACACACGUGGCUUUCUUUUUGUGUUUCAAGUUUUUUGUGUUUUUUUCACUGUAACCUGGUUGUUAUUGUUACUGAAGUGUUUUAAUCAGUGUUUUCACACAUUUUGAUGGA